AGAAAUGGGGGCUGUGAACAGAAGCAAGAUCGCUCUCCAUCUGCAAAUCAAUCUGAUUCUAUUUUCUGUCGGUGCUAUGGGUGCCUGUACUGUCACCAUCACACAACCACGUUACCUAGAGGUAAACUACACGCACACAGCUGUCACAAUAGAGUGUAACUUCUCCACAACCGGGUGUCCUUCAGGGCAACCUACAAGACUGUGGUUUCGCUACGGGGCUCACCAGCCAGAGAACCUGUGCUUGGACGGAUGCAAAAGCGAGGCAGACAAGUUUAUAGUGAAGGAAGCCCUGGAAGAGAAACAAGUUUCCCUCACAGUAAACAGAGUGACUUCAAAUGACAGUGCAAUUUACAUCUGUGGAAUAGCAUUUCCAAGCAUACCAGGACCAAGAGCUAAACAGACUGGAGAAGGGACCAUGCUGGUGGUAAGAGAAAUCAAGUCUCUUGGCAAGGAAAUCCACAGUCUCCUGAUAGCUGUCUUAACAGUGCUCUCUAUCUAUGUUGCUGGUGUAUGUGUGGUCUUCAUGCUCUUCUCCAAAUCAAAAUCUAACAUACUAAGAAACAAAGAAACAAAAGAAGAUUCACAAAAGAAGAAGAGUGCUCGGCGUAUUUUUCAGGAAAUUGCUCAAGAACUAUACCAUAAGAGACACGUGGGAACAAGUCAACAAUCUGAGAAAGACAACACUUAUGAAAACAGAAGAGCACUUUCCAACUAUGAAAGACCAUAGGAACAUUUUAAUUUUCAAUUAAGUCACUGAAAAUCGAACUCAAGAAGCUAUGGCAGUGUUAAUGGACGUAUACCCACAAGGCCUUAAAAAAAAAAAGGUAAAGGUAAAAGACAACUGGUUGCAAAAAGGAUGCCAGAGUAUAAAGAAACUAUAAUAUAACUAACAGUAAUUACCAAAAUACUAAACUCAAAAAAACGCAACUGAAAAAUACUUUCUUAAUUUGCCAAGAAAAUUCUA
This is a messenger RNA of Carlito syrichta (Philippine tarsier), 964 nucleotides long. It is a transcript of the gene IGSF6, whose product is annotated as immunoglobulin superfamily member 6. The transcript is spliced from 6 exons. The record is from RefSeq and is a predicted model, not a curated record. The coding region runs from base 5 to 727 and encodes 240 amino acids. NCBI's taxonomy places the organism in Eukaryota, Metazoa, Chordata, Mammalia, Primates, Tarsiidae.